Molecule: messenger RNA, 1436 nt
Organism: Meleagris gallopavo (turkey)
Lineage: Eukaryota; Metazoa; Chordata; Aves; Galliformes; Phasianidae
Gene: TBPL2
Product: TATA-box binding protein like 2
Biological process (GO): DNA-templated transcription initiation
Molecular function (GO): DNA binding
Source: RefSeq, a predicted model, not a curated record
UUAUGUUUGCAUGCUCUCUCUUCUCAGCUUUGGCUCCUUGCUCAUCCACAGCCCUAUGGAAAGGAUUAGGAAAGCCUGUAUCCUGAUGGGGAGCACCAGGCAGAACCCCAAUUCUUCAGCGCAUCCCCAGGGUGAAAGUUACCCACCAGCCUGCUUGCAAAGGGUAAAAACAACACUGGAGGUCACAAUUCCCCUUGCUGUUCAUCACCAGCUGUGCCUCGAUGAGCUGCACCUGCUCCAGGGCUGCCCCAUGCUAUAAAGCUGUGGUUGGUGGACAGCAGCGGUUUUUGCACGCAUGGAGGACGUGUCGCCACUGGAGCAGUACCUGGAGCGCUGCGGCACGCAGGAUGACCUCUCAACCAGUCCCCAGCUGUUUAAUCCUAUGAGCCCCUAUGACGUGGACCUUCCAAUUCAAGUAGCUGAAGAUGUAGCAUUUGGUUCUCAGUUUAAUCAGCCCAAAGAGCUUCCUGCAGACUUCUCCUCUGUGGACCUCAGCUUUCUUCCAGAUGUUACCCAAGAUAACAAAGAACAAAAUCCAUCUGAAGAUGCUCAUGAAAUGCAAGGAGGGCUCAACGGAUCAGUACCGAGAAAUGAGGACAGAGGAAUCUUCAUGGAGGAGAGCAGCCUGUCGUACCAAGAUGCAAUCCAGCCGAGCCCAGGAGAACCUGGUGUGUGUCCUCCCCUGACACCAAUGACUCCUAUGACCCCAGUGACACCUGCAUCAGAGAGCUCUGGCAUAGUUCCUCAGUUACAGAAUAUUGUGUCAACUGUAAACUUGGCUUGUAAACUAGAUCUGAAGAACAUAGCUCUGCAUGCCAGAAAUGCAGAGUAUAACCCAAAGAGGUUUGCUGCUGUGAUCAUGAGGAUCAGGGAACCACGAACAACGGCCCUUAUCUUCAGCUCAGGAAAAAUGGUCUGCACAGGAGCAAAAAGUGAAGAGCAGUCAAGGCUCGCAGCGAGGAAGUAUGCGCGUGUGGUGCAGAAGCUGGGGUUCCCUGCCAAGUUUCUGGACUUCAAGAUCCAGAACAUGGUGGGGAGCUGUGAUGUGAGGUUCCCCAUCCGACUGGAAGGGCUGGUUCUCACCCACCAGCAGUUCAGCAGCUAUGAACCUGAACUAUUUCCUGGCCUUAUUUAUAGGAUGGUCAAACCAAGGAUUGUGUUGCUUAUCUUUGUGUCUGGAAAAGUUGUUCUGACUGGAGCAAAAGAGCGUUCUGAAAUCUAUGAGGCAUUUGAGAACAUCUAUCCCAUUCUUAGAGGUUUCAAGAAAGCAUCAUAAUACAGCCUGUAAAGUAGAUAGAAACAACGUUUGUAAAAUGGGUUUGUAUUGCUAGUCAUGGAAGAGAAGCCAAGGCUAUUCCUGGACCCAAAUGUAUAGAUGUGGAGGAUGACAGUGAUGUUAUUGUGAAUGCUAUAAAUGCUGAUCCCUUCCUACAGUU